CUGGUGCCUGCGUGCGCGGAUGUGCCCGUGUCCCCCGGGGAGAGGAGCGCGCGUGUCCCACCCUCCUGCCCCGUGGUGAGCCCGGCUGAUGCCCCCGCCCAACAUGCUGAGCACGGUGCCCGGUAUAAUAUUCUUGGAAGUACUUGAUAGUGUCUGUCACCUGUAUCAGAGCACCACAGUUCAAGUUUAGCCCUUUCUACACACAGUGCUCAGAACAUGGGGGAAAACGAUGAUGAAAAGCACAGCCAAGGUGGCCAGAUAUUUGAAAACUUUGUACAAGCAUCAACAUGCAAAGGUACCAUUCAGGCCUUUAAUAUCCUCACCCGUCAACUUGAACUGGAUCCAUUGGACUACAGAAAUUUCUAUCCAAAAUUGAAGUCAAAAGUAACGAGCUGGAAGGCCAAAGCUUUGUGGAACAAGCUUGAUAAAAGAGUAAGUCAUAAAGAAUAUAAGCGAGGAAGAUCUUGUACGAACACUAAGUGUUUGAUUGUUGGAGGUGGUCCAUGUGGUUUGCGGACUGCCAUAGAACUUGCCUUUCUGGGAGCCAAGGUUGUAGUUGUGGAGAAGCGGGACACUUUCUCAAGAAACAAUGUGCUGCAUCUCUGGCCUUUUACAAUCCAUGACCUCCGGGGUUUGGGAGCGAAAAAAUUUUAUGGAAAAUUCUGUGGAGGAUCUAUUGACCAUAUCAGUAUUCGACAACUUCAGCUUAUUCUCUUCAAAGUUGCACUUAUGCUGGGAAUUGAAAUCCACGUGAACGUAGAGUUUGUGAAAGUUCUGGAACCUCCUGAAGAUCAAGAAAACCAAAAGAUAGGUUGGCGGGCUGAAUUUCUCCCAAUGGAUCACCCUCUGUCAGCCUUUGAAUUUGAUGUUGUUAUUGGUGCAGAUGGUCGCAGGAACACUUUAGAAGGUUUUAGAAGGAAGGAGUUUCGUGGAAAGCUGGCUAUAGCUAUCACAGCCAACUUUAUCAACAGAAACACAACCGCAGAAGCCAAGGUAGAGGAAAUUAGUGGUGUCGCUUUCAUCUUCAAUCAAAAAUUCUUCCAGGACCUUAAAGAGGAAACGGGAAUUGACUUGGAGAAUAUUGUUUACUACAAAGAUAGCACUCACUAUUUUGUAAUGACAGCAAAAAAGCAGAGUCUUCUGGACAAAGGAGUGAUUAUCAAUGACUAUAUUGAUACCGAGAUGCUUCUCUGUGGGGAAAACGUAAACCAGGACAAUCUGCUGUCUUAUGCAAGGGAAGCCGCAGACUUUGCAACCAAUUACCAGCUGCCUUCCUUGGAUUUUGCGAUUAAUCACUAUGGGCAGCCAGACGUGGCUAUGUUUGAUUUUACUUCCAUGUAUGCCUCUGAAAAUGCUGCACUAGUAAGAGAAAGGCACAGACAUCAGCUCUUAGUUGCCCUUGUUGGAGAUAGUUUACUUGAGCCCUUCUGGCCGAUGGGUACCGGCUGUGCAAGAGGCUUCCUAGCUGCUUUUGAUACAGCGUGGAUGGUGAAGAGCUGGGAUCAAGGAAAACCCCCACUAGAGAUCCUUGCUGAACGAGAGAGCAUUUAUCGACUAUUGCCCCAGACUACACCCGAAAAUAUCAACAAGAACUUUGACCAGUAUACCAUUGACCCAGGAACGCGCUAUCCCAACUUGAACUCCAGCUGUGUUCGACCUCAUCAGGUUAGACAUUUGUAUGUUACAAAUGAGCUACAACAAUGCCCUCUUGAACGGGUCAGCUCUAUUAGAAGAUCAGUGAAUGUCUCAAGGCAUGAAUCUGAUAUUCGACCUAAUAAGCUUCUAACCUGGUGUCAGAAACAGACAGAAGGCUACAGUAACGUUAAUGUCACUGAUCUCACUACUUCUUGGAGGAGUGGCCUUGCGCUGUGUGCAAUUAUGCACCGCUUCAGACCUGACCUCAUUGACUUUGACUCUUUGAAUGAAGAAGAUGUUGUUGAAAAUAACCAGCUGGUGUUUGACAUCGCUGAACGAGAGUUUGGAAUUCCUCCAGUAACCACUGGGAAAGAGAUGGCGUCUGCUGGAGGGCCUGAUAAACUCAGCAUGGUCAUGUACCUCUCAAAAUUCUAUGAGCUAUUUAGAGGAACCCCUCUGAGAGCAGUUGAUGCUGUGGAUAAGCAAAAUGGAGAAAAUAAUGACCUUUGCUCAGCAAAAUCAUCAAACUUCAUAUUUAAUAACUACAUCAAUUUAACGUUACCAAGGAAGCGAGUACCAAAAGUUGAAAGGAGUGAAGAAAAUGAUAUGAACAAAAGGCGUCGAAAGGGCCUCGGUGGCUUUGAAGAGGCUUCACGUUUUUCUAGUCGGGGUAUGAAUUCUGGUAAAGAUCAGGGCGACAGAGAAGGAAUGAAUCAAAAUAAAGUAAAGUCAAUGGCGACGCAGCUGUUGGCAAAGUUUGAAGAAAAUGCCCCAAACACAUCUCUCCGGAGACAGUUUCAGGCAGUAGCUAGUACUGAACAUGUGGUCAGAGAACCAAAGCAAUCUUUGCAUGGUUCUGAUCGUGUGGCCAGGGGAUCAAGAAUUAUAGAAAAAACAGACAUGCAGUCCAGGCUUUCAGAAACUCUUGCAUCUACCUGUCCUGCUGCAUUUGUGAUUUCUGGAGUGCUUAAACGCCUUCAGCACGUGGAGGAAAAAAUUAAUCAGAAGAAAGCUCAGUCCGUAGCAAGUAGGGAAUUUCAUAAAAAGAACGUUAAAGAGAAAGCAGCUCAUCUUGCCUCAAUGUUUGGAUACGUGGACUUACCAAAGAAUAAGCUACCUAUUAAAGGCCUAUCCUAUUAUCGGCCCCCAACUCCCUCUUGCCUUCCAGCCCAUGAUUCAGCUAUUACUUCAUCUUCAUCAUCUAUUCACUCAGCUUCCCCUGCUGUUCAAUCUAGCAAGAUGACUGUAGGAAAGGUGUCGCGUGGAAUAGGGGUUGUGGCUGAAGUCCUUGUCAAUCUCUAUGUGAAUGACCACAGGCCCAAGCCACAGUUUUCCUCCCCAGAGCUGAACCAGUCAUUGGACACAGCUACGUCUUUCCCCACUUCCUAUUCCACUUCUCCCACUUGUGCUUCUGUUGUUCAGGGUUGUCAGGGAUCUCUGCGAAAAGAAUUUCCUCAGACUAUAGGUGGCAGUGACAUCUGUUAUUUCUGCAAGAAACGGGUAUAUGUCAUGGAGCGCCUGAGUGCAGAGGGCCACUUCUUUCAUAGGGAAUGCUUUAAGUGUGAUGUAUGUUCUACAACGCUCCGCCUAGGAAUCUAUGCUUUUGAUGUAGAAGAAGGUAAAUUUUACUGCAAACCUCAUUUUAUACACUGUAAAACAAGCAAUAAGCACAGGAAGAGACGAUCUACAUUAAAAACGCAAGAGAAAGUGGAAACAGAAAUGUGGACACAAGAGGAAGCCAAGCACCCAGAAACCACCACAGAAAGUAUUACUUCUACUGUUAGCAGUCCAGAGGACAGGCCCCCAGGUAUCAUGACUUCCUUCUUUAGGAAAACUCUAAGCUGGCCCCUUAGGGUGACGAGGGAUCUGCUUGACAUUCCAAGACGCCUGUCUAACUGGAUGCAUGGUUUUCUGCACGCUACCAAUCUUCAUUUGAGGGACAAUGCAUACAACUAUACCUAUUUGUAUGAACUCUUGAGCCUUGGUGUGCCAUUCCUGUGUGCGCUGCUAGAGGUACUUACUCAUAUGUACCGGGAAGCAGAGCUAUCACUUGAAAACAUGCUUGAAUGGGUGAAAAAGUUCUUUAGGGUUUAAAUUCUUAAGUGUCUUGCUAAUUUGUGCCUUUCAGAUUUCCAAAAUUAACAGCCUUGCAAUAUGUUUAUAAACAUUUCAAUUUAAUACGUGCUUUAAGUGAACAAAGAGCUCACUUCGAUAGACUAAGUGCAAUCAAAAUACACUAUAAAUUUAAAACAUGUACUGUACAAGAAAGGCAUCAUGAAGUUCAGUGUCCAGAUGCAUUUCCAGAACAUGGGGACUAAAUGAAGGAUAUUUUAUAAACAUUUCUGCAGGGGUGGGUUUCUGGCUGUGAACAACCGUGUUUCUGGGUUUACAUUUUAUAAUGCUUUUUUUAAAGACCAAGAAAGACCAUGUUCUUUCAGACAUUUCAGGGUAGUAGUGACAAGUGACUGGGUUUUGAAACCUGAAUAUGGCACAUCCCUUUUCUCUUGCUUUGAUCUUUUGCUCUGGGUACAAGGUUUACUACUUGCAUGGAGAUGUUUUGAAGAGGGGAAAAAAGAAAAGCUUUUUACUGUACCUAAUGCACCUACUUCUAGCCAUGCCUUUUAAAAUUUAUUACUCAUGGUAUCCUUUGUUAAUACUAGGUAUUUUCUGUAAUACUAGUUUAAUUAAACCUGAAAUAAAUUUGAAGUGCAAAUCUUAGAUGAGUGGACGAUUAAUUGAAAUGGUCAGAUCUAAGAAACAUAGUGUAGAUAGCUGCUAUUUAUUCCCAGAAUUAAGAGUUUUUUCUCAUUUGGGGGCUGAUCCAAAGGGGAGUUGAAUACCCAUAGCUCUAGCUGAAGUCAGUUGGAAUUGUAGGUGCUGAAAAUGACUUUGGAUCGAGCCCUUAGCUUGCAAUAUAUUGCACUCAGAUUUCUAAAAAGCCAUAUUUGGGUAAAAUAGAAGUACUUACAAAUAAUGUGGGUUUUUUUUUAAACUGAUGAUUUUCUGUUAGAUGUUUUAUUUAAAUAUAAGAUGCUAAUGGGAGAAAAUCAAAAUAGUUAUAAAGUUGCAUCAUCUCUGAAGAGAGGUUUUUGUGGUGGAUCUCGGUAUGAGAUACCUUAACCUAAAAGCUUCUCUAGAAUGUAUAGCGCUGCCUGAUGACAAUUAGUCAUGAACAAUUCCCCAGACUCUUAACUAUUGUCUAGACUCCUUUUAGCUAAUUAAGAUGCUUAAAGCUGUAUUUGAUGGAGAAACACAUGGACAGAUCUCCAAAAAAUUAAAAGCAUCUGUAGCCUUUUUUCUAAUAAAAAGGUAUUAAUUUAAGCCACAGAAAACAUGUUGCCAGCAGUUGGUAGAAAACAAACAGGAGGGGCCAUUAAACAAUGACCAUAGGUAGGUUGAUUUUAAUAUCAAUAUUGCAAAAGACCAAAUGGAAGCUUCCAUGUUUGUUUGGCAGUAAAAAGAAUGUCUUUUUUUUUAAAAAAACAAAAAACAAAACUAGCCUGGUGGUUUAAUAGAAACAGAUUUUUCUCCAGAUAAUUUUAUCUUUAUUUUAAAAAGUACAGAAAAUGAAACCAUGUACAAUUUUCAAUGAGAAGGCAUUUCAGAAUUUUUUCAGGGGGAUGAGGAAGCUAUUUGCAAAGGCUUAUACAAAGAACUUGUAUGGUUUUCAAGUACAGCAUGCCAUUUGCAGCAACUUGCCACUAAUGCUCAAACGUACUCCAGUGAGAAUUUGCUAGUCUUUUGACAGGAGACAGUGACCGUAACAGUAAUAUGGUAAGCAGCUAUAGAGAUGUAGAAAAAUGUUUUUGUACUGCUUGAGUAUUUUGAAUACUGGACUCCUCUUUAGUAAAAAUUUAAUUAAAAAAAAAAAAGAAAAAGCCCAUAAUGUUGUUUACCAUGUUACUCCAGCAAUCCUAAAGAAUGUUAAACACAUUUUCUGAUUUUAUUUAACAUGUUUUGAUUCAGAGUGUUGGACCUUCGGACACUAAAACAGUCCAAUGGAAUACUUUUCCCCUAAGAUUUCUCCACCAAUGUUUGUCACUUGUUCUGAAUUUUAGCAGCCUGGGUAUAAUGGUAGUCUACGUGAAUAACUGUAUAGUAAGAAGCUUGAAAACCUGUGAUGUACCAUGAAUUUUACGAAAGUGAACCUUAUUAGUAGAAAGUGAAACACAGAAGUUAAGUGUAGGUUUUAUAUAGAUUAAUUAAAAAAACACAUUCAGGGCAUAUUCAUGAUUAUAAAGUUCAUAAUCAUAAAAAUAUGAAAUUGUAUAUUUAAUGGCAUUUCAGAAUCAUUAGUAUCGCUGAAAAUGUCACACUGGUAUCUAUAUAAUUAAUCCAUGCAUGUUUUAUCCUUAGCCUUAAAAUUCUACCAGUAAGGUUCAUAACUGUUCAUCUUUAUAAAUUAAUGAAGAAAGCCAUUACUCAUAAAUUAAUAAGGGAGUUUAAUUUUGGUUGAUUUUUCUACUUUUUUUAUUUUUGCCUAGUAAUCUGUGAAUAACACCUAUAGCCAAACUAAGGGUCUUCUUUCUUUCUUCCUUUCUUUCUUUUCUUUUCUUUUUUCCGAAAUCCUGUGUUGCUUUUAGUUCAUUUCAACAUUCCAGUUCUACGUCCACUCAUUGGCUGAAACAUUUCUGUUGUAAGGUGAUUGUUCUGCUUGCCAGUUUCAGAAUAUUGUAACUAACCUCUAAUAUUGUUUGACAACAUUUUGGAGCAAAUUAUGUGUGUCUGGUAUAUUAAUGGAUGAAAGCUUUAGCAUGAUUAUUUUUUUUAACCAACUGCACAGCGCACAAUGCAAGAAAAGAUCAUUUCUUAUGUUUCUAUAAAGAACAUUUCUUUCUUUCUUCCCCUGCAUGUACAUCUUUUUCUCAUGUUUUUAAAUGUUAGGCAACUCCAUUGUUUCUCAAAUACUAGUUAAAUAAAACCCUCCUUCUUUCAAAGUAUUAUAUCUUAACUAAUUCAGAACCAGAGCAUGAAGAAUCUUACAGAUCUUCUGUGUCUUGUUUAAGUGGGGAUAGUACUGCUUACCAGUUUCAUAAAGCACUUUUUAGCUAUCUGGAUGAAACGCUGCUGUAUAAAUGUGAACCAUUUUUCCUCAAUAUUCAGGGAGGAAAAAAAAGUUGAAGUUUCUGAUAAAACAAAAAUCCAUAUUCAGAGCAAUAAAAAUUCCUAUACGAGAGGGAAGGAAAAAAACCCCAAAGUUCCAUAGGCAGUUUAAUAAAAAUGGAGGUGCUCUUUUAUGUUUAAGGCAAUUUGAUCUCUAAUAAACAAUCAGAGUUCUGUAAUUAGAAUGUUUGAUUCCAAUUGUUUUCACUAAUAACAAUUUUAACUAUGCCCCAUUAGCAACUUUGGGGGUUGUUUUAUUAACUGAUAAUAGAUUUGUCUUGGUGCAUGAGAAUUUACUUUUAUUUCCUAUGAAGGGCUUGUGGGAUUUUUUUUAAAUGCUAAGUAUAUUUGAAUAAAAUGAUAAUCUAAAAAGAGAGAUUACUACAGAUGAGAACCUAUGUGCCAAUCCUGCAAAUGGAUCCAUUAACAUGGAACCCUGCAUUCUUAUAUCUUCUAAUUGAAAUCACUGGGACAGUGGUCCAUGUUAUGAAUCCAGUUGCACAUGCAGGAUCUUAGGGAAUUAAUCUGAAACUCUUUGAACAAAACAUUAUGGAGUUUGUAAACAUCCCCUGGUGAAGGAUUCAUCCUGUAUGUCUAACUGUAGAAUGAAGGAGGACUAUAGGAUCAGGUGUGCAAACUCAUUAUCUUGCUGACCUGUGUGUGUAUAGUGCUAAAAUAAUUGAGCGUGCUGAUAUUGUUAAACUCUUUAGGAGAAUUAAAAAUAUUUUUAAAAUUAAAAACAACCCGCCCCCCCCCCAGCUAGCUGCAUGGCUUUGACCCAUCACUUCCUGCACCACAAGGCUAGAACACAAGUAUGGAUUUUUAUAAUUUCAGGGUGUGUGGGGGGGUUGUUUGUUUUUUGUUUUGUUUUGUUUUGUUUUUUUUUAAACUAUGCAUGCUUCAUUAAAGUAAGGUUUAUGAAGGACUGGUCUCUCUUUUCAAAUCACUUGCCAUUGCCAUGUUUCUUUACCUUCUGUUGCAGAGUCUUCAUUUCUUUAAAGAAUGCCAUCAAGGAUUCUGUCCCUCUCCUCCUAAAUCUUUGGCUUUCUUUUUGCUUCAUGAUCUUGCAAAUUUUUUAUUAAAUAGUUAUUUAAAAAUUCUGUAUUUAAAUUGUCACAUGGAAAUUCUGUAUUUUGCACACUGUGAGAGUUGUUUAGCUUUAUUUAUGGCAUUUGCUGUAAACAAAAAUAAAUGUUGGUUUUUAAAGCUCA
This is a messenger RNA of Gopherus flavomarginatus (Mexican gopher tortoise), 7949 nucleotides long. RefSeq names its product microtubule associated monooxygenase, calponin and LIM domain containing 2 (gene MICAL2). The transcript has 24 exons. Gene Ontology annotation, molecular function: FAD binding; protein binding. The coding region runs from base 217 to 3729 and encodes 1170 amino acids. The record is from RefSeq and is a predicted model, not a curated record. NCBI's taxonomy places the organism in Eukaryota, Metazoa, Chordata, Testudines, Testudinidae.